Messenger RNA from Sciurus carolinensis (gray squirrel), 4549 nucleotides. RefSeq names its product F-box and leucine rich repeat protein 7 (gene Fbxl7). Gene Ontology annotation, biological process: SCF-dependent proteasomal ubiquitin-dependent protein catabolic process. The record is from RefSeq and is a predicted model, not a curated record. Gene Ontology annotation, cellular component: SCF ubiquitin ligase complex. Bases 501 to 1976 code for a protein of 491 amino acids. The transcript is spliced from 4 exons. Gene Ontology annotation, molecular function: protein binding. NCBI's taxonomy places the organism in Eukaryota, Metazoa, Chordata, Mammalia, Rodentia, Sciuridae.
AGCCGCGCCGGGCCGCUCAUCUCCGCUCACUCGGGGCUCCCGCAACAAGUGGCCACCGCGCCCUCCCCCGGGAAGCCGCGGGCAAGCGGGUCGCCGAGGGAGGCGGCGGCGCGGGGGAGUCAGGCGCCCGCGCGGCUCAGCGCGCACCGCAGGGGACCGGGGCGGGCGGAUGGGGACCCCGCGGCGGCGGCGCGGCGAGCCUCUGGGCGGCCCCGGGGCGCGGGCUCUCCGCGACGCUGCUCCCGCCGGCCCCGAGCGCGGAUUCUAGGAGGGGAGGAGGCUGUCUCGGCCGGGUCCGCCGCGAUCUGGGUGCCAGGAGGGGACCCAGCGCCCCCUCCCACCGGAGGACAGGAGCCGCCCGCGGCCGCAGAUCGGCCCCGGAGCGAAGGGGCAUGUGCGGCUAACGGUCCCGUCGGACAGGCUUUCCUCUGGCCGAAGGCGCAGGAGGUGCGCCCCAGCUAUGCAGUGUCCGGGGAGACGGCGGGCAUGACGGCGACAGGAUGGGCGCGAACAAUGGCAAACAGUACGGCAGUGAGGGCAAAGGCAGCUCAAGCAUCUCAUCCGACGUGAGUUCAAGUACAGAUCACACGCCGACCAAAGCCCAGAAGAAUGUGGCUACCAGCGAAGACUCCGACCUGAGCAUGCGCACACUGAGCACGCCCAGCCCAGCCUUGAUAUGUCCACCGACUUUACCAGGAUUUCAGAAUGGAAGGGGCUCGUCCACCUCCUCGUCCUCUGUCACCGGAGAGACGGUGGCCAUGGUCCACUCCCCGCCCCCAACGCGCCUCACGCACCCGCUCAUCAGACUCGCCUCCAGACCCCAGAAAGAGCAGGCCAGCAUAGACCGGCUCCCGGACCACUGCAUGGUGCAGAUCUUCUCCUUCCUGCCCACCAACCAGCUGUGCCGCUGCGCACGCGUGUGCCGCCGCUGGUACAACCUGGCCUGGGACCCGCGCCUCUGGAGGACUAUCCGCCUGAUGGGCGAGACCAUCAACGUGGACCGCGCGCUCAAGGUGCUGACCCGCAGGCUUUGCCAGGACACCCCCAACGUCUGUCUCAUGCUGGAAACAGUCAUUGUCAGUGGCUGCCGGCGGCUCACAGACCGAGGGCUUUACACCAUUGCCCAGUGCUGCCCCGAACUGAGGCGCCUGGAAGUCUCAGGCUGUUACAAUAUCUCCAAUGAGGCCGUCUUUGACGUGGUGUCCCUCUGCCCCAACCUGGAGCACCUAGACGUGUCAGGGUGCUCCAAAGUGACCUGCAUCAGCUUGACCCGGGAGGCCUCCAUUAAAUUGUCCCCCUUGCAUGGCAAACAGAUUUCCAUCCGCUACCUGGACAUGACGGACUGCUUCGUGCUGGAGGACGAGGGCUUGCACACCAUCGCUGCGCACUGCACGCAGCUGACCCACCUGUACCUGCGACGCUGCGUCCGCCUCACCGACGAGGGCCUCCGCUACCUGGUGAUCUACUGCACGUCCAUCAAGGAGCUGAGCGUCAGCGACUGCCGCUUCGUCAGCGACUUCGGCCUGCGGGAGAUCGCCAAGCUGGAGUCCCGCCUGCGGUACCUCAGCAUCGCCCACUGCGGCCGCGUGACUGACGUGGGCAUCCGCUACGUGGCCAAGUACUGCAGCAAGCUGCGCUACCUCAACGCGAGGGGCUGCGAGGGCAUCACGGACCACGGCGUGGAGUACCUCGCCAAGAACUGCACGAAACUCAAGUCUCUGGACAUCGGCAAAUGCCCUUUGGUCUCCGACACGGGCCUGGAGUGCCUGGCCCUGAACUGCUUCAAUCUCAAGCGCCUCAGCCUCAAGUCCUGCGAGAGCAUCACCGGCCAGGGCCUGCAGAUCGUGGCCGCCAACUGCUUUGACCUCCAAAUGCUGAAUGUCCAAGACUGCGAGGUUUCCGUGGAGGCCCUGCGGUUUGUCAAACGCCACUGCAAGCGCUGCGUCAUCGAGCACACCAACCCUGCCUUCUUCUGAAGGGACAGCUUUCGUCAGGCAUGGUCUCCAUACAAACACGAACCAAACAAAAUGUUUUUUAAAAGCAGCGUAUGUAAGCACCGACACCCACUCAGCAGCUGUUUCUUUCAGGAAGAUUCUAAGACAUCUAGCUUUUCUUUUUCCUCAUUUCUCAUGGGUGCCAGGGUCAAAGAAAUUAAAGGGUAAAGAACAAAUUUCUAGUACAGCAAAGUGUUUUGGGUCAGGUCAUUUGUAGGCAGUUUCUCUUCUCACAUGGGGUGUCUUUAGAAAUGUACCUUACUUUCUUCUCCCCACAAGCGCUCCUGGACACAGGCCACACCCCCACCCUCCACAUCCCCGCCCUGAGCUCCACUCCCCUCCAUCAGCAGCUGCCACAAAAGUAUCAGAACAAUAGCACUCUCUAGAGUUCCUCUUCGAACUGCUUGGUUGAUCUAAGCCCCGCUACUCAAUCCCAUCCCAUGCAAAUUAUGGUUAAAAAAGUGUCCUCAAUCACUUUGAAUUUACAAAGAGCUUUCCAGACCUUUUUUUAAAAAAAUCGGUUAUGGCAAGCAGCAUGGUGGAAGAAGAGACUUUUGUUCUUUCUCAGCUAUGCCACUAGCUGCGUGACCUUGGCCAAAAACUUCGCCUCUCUAGGCUUCAGCUUGUGGCACUGAAUCAGAAGCCAUCCAGCUGCAGAAUUAGCCUCAUGACCAUUUUAGGAUUGACAGAACAGAGAUACCAAUAAAUAGAAAACUUAAAACAGAGCACAGGCAUCUACCUCUUUCAAGAGAAUUAAUUGGGCUGUGCUUUCAGGAGGUUCCAGAGUGCAGAUGUCAGUUUUCACAGGGUCCUGUGUGUCCUGUAGCUCCCAUGCAAGUACCAUCCACCUCUCAAUCUGUUUUGGUGGCACAUCUUCUCCUGCCCCGCUGGAUGCUUUGGUUUCUGUGCACAAGUACUUUCAGCAUUCCCCUACUCCACAUUGUCUUAGCAGAGAACCAAAAUGCCUGAAAAUGGGGAAGUUUAAAUCCCCCAAUCAAGACUUAUCUUCUGAGUGUUUUCAAACGGAGGAAAGACCCUUGCAAUUUUUAAUUAACAAGUGAGGCCCAAGAGAACCCAUGUUCUCAAAGGUUUUUCUGAUCCCUCUCAGUGCACAUGUGGCAUACAUCAGGCACAUCUGUCCUACAGCUGGCAGAGACAGACGCUGUGGGUUUUUGUCAUUUAGAUUGCAUUUUGAUUUUUCUCAUCUAUUUAUUUCUUUAUGCAUCCAGACUUCAUCACAUGGAGCCUACUGGGGUUAAGUUUGUAAAUGUUUAAUUGUGCAAAUUGCCACCUUGCGUCUCCCGCGUGGCUGUCUGCAUGCAUUCCUUUAAAGAAUACAAAGUAGACUUCCAGGUGUUUAAAUACUGUGCAUUCAGAAAUCUCAGACAAUGGAAGAGGGAACUCAUUGAUAAGACAGAUGCUAGCCCACUAACUAACCCUUGGAAUAAGACAUUAACAUCAUGACAAAAUAUGAGUUUUAAAUGGAUGGAAUUUUAAAUGGCCCUAUUUUGAUAUAAGUUGAUUUGCUAGCACCAUUAUGUGAAAUCAGGUAGCCAAGAGAAAUACCAUGCUCAUGAAAUACAGUGUCAUUAAUUCGUAAACCCAGGACCUUUCCCAAAUGAGUCUCUGGCCGUUGCCCCUUCUUCAUUGCUGCUGAAACAGCUCAUCAAAGGGCCCAACGUCCAAUUCCAGAACACUGCAUCUCCUAGCCAAAUGUGCUUUGUUUCAGACCCGCUUACAUAACACUCACUCGACAACUGCACUCCUACUGUAGGCUCCCGCGCACACUGCAAUCUCAGGUCAGGAAGGAGGAGCUAGAGUGAUGGGAGGAGUCUGUCCGGGAGGUUUCUACCGUGCAUCAUAGAAAACGUGGCUUUCUGUCCAACUGACAUCAUCCUCAACCCGGUUAUGCAAUCAGUGCUAUAUUCCAUGAGGGAAAGUGACUUGUUUGACUGGGGACAGUGUUUUGUGAUAGCCAUAGAAUUUAGAACCUUAAUAGAAUUUGAAAGGAACAUACCCCUGCUCUGUGACUUGUGACUACCACAGUUUCAGAAUUUGGAAGUCACAGAUGAUUGUCCCUAACCCUUGGUUCUGGGAUAUUCUAGAUAAACUGGUUUAAUACUCUUGGAAUGAGCAGGGAGAUCCAGAAUGACUCUCUGAACCAUUCCGAGUGUCUUGUCACCACCACCUGACCACAUCACCUGACCUGUCUGCCUUCCAGGCAUGAGACCAAGACCACGUCUCACACCUGGUUGCCUGCCCAGCACAUGCUGUCUGGUCCAGUUUCUCCUCUUUCCCAGUGUCCUCUUCAUCCAUUCUGCUUUCCCUUGGGGUAUGAAUUUGUGAUAGAGGUUACUGGGAAACAGCUCAGCAGAUUUUUAGAGACCAAGCAAAAGUCCUCAGCAAACAAUUUAUCUCUUUUAAAACAUUGCUUCCUUCCUGGCUCUGCUAAAUUGAAUGCUCAUUGUUUUUGUAAUUCUAAUGUUCAAAUCACUGCGUGCUGUAUGACUCUAGAAAGCCUUAAUUUACUACCACCAAGAAAUAAAGCAAUAUGU